AAGAAAUUCCCCGCAAAAAUGAGUCUUCAGCGUGCGCCAUAUAUCUGUGCGCAAUGUACGUCUCGCGCUCCACGGUUGUUGAGCCCGGCAAAGCGCCAUCUCCUCUCACAAUUCCCCCAACGCCGACAAUAUAGCCAGGCAGUGACGGACCGGCCGUUCCGCGUUGCGGUUGUAGGCUCCGGGCCUGCUGGUUUCUAUGCAGCAUAUCGUCUGCUGGCCAAGGUAGAUAAUGCCGUGGUUGACAUGUACGAAAAGCUUCCUGUGCCGUUCGGCCUAGCAAGAUACGGUGUAGCUCCUGAUCAUCCGGAAGUCAAGAAUUGUGAGGAGAAGUUUACAGAGGUCGCAGCCUCUCCACGUUUUAACUUUAUUGGAAACGUGGAGUUGGGCGAAACCCUGCCUCUCUCAGUACUCAAACCCCACUACGACGCCAUUCUGUUCGCAUAUGGCGCUCCAAAGGAUAAGAAGCUGGGUAUUCCAGGAGAGAAUGCCCUGCGCAACGUGUACUCGGCUCGAGAGUUUGUCGGCUGGUACAACGGGCUGCCAGAGCAUAGAGAUCUCGCUCCAGACCUUACCUGUGGAGAAAAUGCAGUCAUCGUCGGCCAAGGUAAUGUCGCACUAGACGUUGCUAGAAUCUUGCUAUCAGAUGUGGAUCGCCUGCGUCAGACGGACAUUACAGACUAUGCGCUGGAGGAACUCUCUCGAAGCAAGAUCAAUCGAGUCCGAGUCGUCGGCCGACGAGGACCACUACAGGCCUCAUUCACCAUCAAAGAAGUCCGCGAACUCCUCCAACUCCCAUCCGUCUCAUUCGACCCCAUUCCCAAGGACCUCUUCCCCCCAGAAGACACCAUCGCAGCACUCCCCCGCGCUCAAAAGCGCCUGAUCCAGCUCCUCGCCAAAGGCUCAACAAACGACCCAAGCACAGCCACCAAAUCCUGGUCGCUCGACUUCCUCCUCUCCCCCGAAUGCCUACACUGGUCCCCCAAGUUCCCGCACCGCCUCUCCCACGUCCGCUUCUCCCGCAACCAGCUAGACCCCGCAGACCCUUUCAGCCCAAGCUCAAAGGUCUCACCCAAGUAUCUCUCCAGCGGGAAGCGCGCGCAAAUCGACCUUUGCGCGAAUACAUUCUUCCGCAGCGUCGGGUACAAAUCGCUCCCGUUGCCGGGCCUAGCAGAUAUCGGCGUGCCGUUCGAUGAUAGCCGCGGUGUUAUCCCGAACGAUGGCUUCGGACGCGUCACCGUGCCUCUCAACGCGGAGGCAGGAACCCGCGAUACACUACCCGAUGGAUCGUUGAUCUCGCACCUCCCCGGACUCUACUGCGCCGGGUGGGUUAAGCGCGGGCCAACGGGUGUAAUCGCCACGACGAUGACAGACGCGUUCAGCACGGCGGAUGCCAUUGCCGCGGAUGUCGCUCAGAACGGUAGUUCCCUGCUUAACCCGAACGAGGGAACGAGCCUUGGAUGGGAGGGUGUCCGUCCCGAGGCGGAGCGGCUCGGUGUCCGGGCGACGAGCUGGGAGGACUGGGAGCGGAUUGACCGCGCGGAGCGGGAGCGGGGUGCGCAGAAGGGCAAGGUCCGGGAAAAGUUUGGGCGGGUUGAGGAGAUGUUGGAAGUUUUGUAGAGAUAAAAUGUAUAGUAGACUAGAUAUAUAUACCAUUUCACUCCUGCAGCCAACCAUUCUUGGGUUACCAUGGGGUCCAAGACGGGUUGCUUUUCAUGUCUCCUCUAGCUUCCCACAGGCUCAAAGCACCCUGUAGAGCAUAAGCAACACGACGAACCACGACAGUUUACUUACGAGGCAAACAUAUACCAUGAUAUGUGCUUGGAUCCAACAUCCCUCUCACUGAAUCCUAACAUGCCAAUCUUGUGGCAAUUGCGUGAACAGUUUUUCAAGUAGACCUGUCGAUAAUAGUAUACUCCUCGGGCUACGCUAAGUGAUAAAACAACAAAUUCCCCGAGGUCCAGUUCUUGAUGCCCUAUGCAUGUGCUGUAGAUAGAUAGCGGGGGGAAGGGGAGGGGAGGGGGGGGUUUGCCCAGUACCCAACCGCAUCACUGAAGAUACGUACUUGGCCCAACAACUCAUCCCAUGGAUAGUGCUCACCUCGCCUCGACUAGUAGAUUCCAAUCGAACCUACUUGAGGAAUUUUCUGACUCGCGAGGUAUUCAGACGAGAUCUCGUCCUUAUUUGAGAAACAGAGCUAGAAGCAUCGGAAGCAGAGGCAGCAGGAACCAGUGGUCAGGGAACGCCGUCUCGACACCAAAAGCCAGCCUGUAUGCCCACGUGGUGUCAUGCGCGAGGUAGAAGGUGUGCAUCUAGAGCAGGAAUGGGCCUCUACCUUCAUAGCGGACAAGAAGAACACUAUAUAUAUACUAGAGGAGACUCAUAGUUAGAGACA
Messenger RNA from Aspergillus calidoustus, 2392 nucleotides. The record is from the annotation of a GenBank genome assembly. Lineage: Eukaryota; Fungi; Ascomycota; Eurotiomycetes; Eurotiales; Aspergillaceae.